GUUUCGAUGCGUCACCUGCGAGAAGGUUGUUCUUUUUUUUUUUGGUGCGCCUAGCAGUAUUUGUUUCUUUGUGUUUACUUCUUACUAUGUUUCACGUUUAAACGAGUUCAUUAUAUUAUCAUUUCCGUAGAAUUGCAAUUGUACAUAUUUUUAACAAAUUUAUUGGACAACGCAAUUUAGAUAAAAUAUAAGGAUCUGUGGUAAAGAUUUAUCAUGUCCAACCGCCGCGACGGUAUGUCGUCGAAACAAAUCUAUGAUCUCGACACCAUAUGGGGAGACCUGAAGAACGGAAUCGAGCACGUCUACAACCGUCAAUCAAUGCCCAAGCCUCGAUACAUGGAGCUCUACACUCACGUAUACAACUAUUGUACCAGCGUGCACUUAAAUCCCAAUAAAAACACUGCCGUAGCUAAUUGUCGUUCCAAAAAAACACUUUCCAACUCGACGGCACAGAUCGGUGGUGCCCAGUUGGUGGGUCUCGAGUUGUACCGCAGGAUCAAAGACUUCUUGCGGUACUACCUAGUGGAUUUGAUUAGCCGUGGUUCAAAUUUCAUGGACGAAGACGUACUCGCUUUUUAUACCCGCGAAUGGGAAGACUAUCGGUUUAGUUCAAAAGUGUUGAACGGAGUUUGUUCGUAUUUAAAUAGACACUGGGUGCGUAGAGAAUGCGAGGAGGGCCGAAAAGGUAUUUAUGAAAUAUAUCAACUGGCGUUAGUGGCUUGGAGAGACUGUUUAUUCAUGCAAUUACAUAAACGGGUCACCAACGCUGUAUUAAAACUGAUCGAACGCGAACGUAAUGGCGAGUCGAUCAAUACACGUCUUGUCAGCGGUGUAAUAAACUGUUACGUUGAGCUUGGCUUAAACGAAGAAGAGCCAUCCUUAAAAGGUCAGAGUUUGACCAUUUAUAAAGAAUCGUUUGAAAAAACAUUCUUAGAAGAAACUAAAUGUUUCUAUAUCAAAGAAAGUGAUCAAUUUUUGGCCAAUAAUACAGUAACAGAGUACAUGAAAAAGGCGGAACAACGUCUGCAAGAAGAACAAAAAAGAGUACGAGAUUACCUACAUGAAACUACAAUGAUCGGGCUGGGAGACACUUGCGAAGUAGUGUUGAUUCGAAAACACAUGGAAAUAUUCCAUGCAGAAUUUCAAAAUCUAUUAAAUUGUGAAAAGAACGAUGAUCUCGGUAGAAUGUAUCAUUUAGUCUCGCGUAUACAAGACGGUCUAGGUGAAUUGAAAAAUAUCCUUGAAUGUCACAUAUUGGCGCAGGGUCAAACCGCUAUUGAAAAAUGCGGCGAAGCGGCUUUCAACGAUCCCAAAGUCUAUGUCAGUGUUAUUUUAGAUGUACAUAAGAAAUACAACGCCCUUGUGGCGGUGUCAUUUAAUAAUGACUCAGGAUUCGUAGCCGCUCUGGAUAAAGCUUGUGGAGGAUUCAUUAACAAUAAUUUAGUUACGAGACAGUACAAUUCGAGUUCUAAAAGUCCAGAAAUGUUGGCCAAAUUUUGUGAUUUGUUGUUGAAAAAAUCCAGUAAGAACCCCGAAGAAGCUGAAUUGGAAGAUACCUUAAACCAAGUGAGUGGUUAAAAAAAUAAAAAAACAUUUUGUAAUUAUAUUGGGUAGGUAGGUACUCGUAUUAAAUUAAAUAUAAAAUGUAUAGAUAGGUAUAUUAAUUGACAUUAUUUGAAAUUUAUUUACUUCAAAUAAUAAUAAUAAUAUAACUGCCAAUAUAAGUUAGAUAAAUACCAAUGUUCAAAAAUAGCCUGAAACAGUAGCUUUAAUCCGUAGUAGUGGUUAACCAGGACAGCCCCAUUUCAAAAAAAAAGUUGAUUUUUUUUUUUUUUACAAAUUUUAUGUAAUACACAGUUGCUUUUAAUUUAUAUUGAAAUUUCAGAAAUUUCCUGUAAUUUUGAAUAUGUCUGUACCUAUUUAUUAAAUCAAAAAUGUGUACAGAAAUUUGUUUGAAAUUCAUCUCUCUCACCAGUGGUCAAGUGAAGCCUUUCCCGAAAAAUAAAAUAAACUUCAAUUGGACCACUGACCUGGAAUAUUAUUGGUUUUAUUAUCAUCAUUAUCAUUUUAUAUACUAAUGCACUAAAUAAAGAACUAAGUAUUAAUCAUCUAAAUACAAUUUUUUGUUAAUUUGUCUUUAAAUUAGUGAUGCCUGCUCUAAUAACGCUAAUAUUGUUAUUAAAUAUUAAUUUGUUUUGAUUUAAUUUAAUACAGGUAAUGAUAAUGUUCAAAUACAUCGAGGACAAAGAUGUAUUCCAAAAGUUCUAUAGCAAAAUGCUUGCCAAAAGACUCGUCCAACAUAUGUCUGCCAGUGAUGACGCCGAAGCGUCAAUGAUAUCGAAACUUAAACAAGCGUGCGGAUUUGAAUACACUUCAAAACUUCAACGAAUGUUCCAAGAUAUCGGGGUGUCCAAAGACUUAAACGAGGCUUUUAGGAAACACGUGUCCAACUCAAAUAUGCCUCAUGAUAUAGACUUUAGCAUACAAGUUCUAUCGUCUGGUUCGUGGCCGUUCCAAUACCUCCUCACAUUUUCACUGCCGUCCGAAUUAGAACGUUCCGUUCAGAGAUUCACUCAGUUUUAUAGUGCUCAGCAUUCAGGCCGUAAACUCAAUUGGUUGUUUAACAUGUCCAAAGGUGAACUGGUCACUAAUUGUUUCAAGAAUCGGUAUACGUUACAAGCUUCAACUUUCCAAAUGGCCGUUUUGUUGCAAUACAAUCUCCAAGAGUCGUGGACAGUCACUCAACUUUCAGAAUCGACACAGUUGAAGCCAGACUAUUUGAUACAGGUUUUGCAAAUACUAGUGAAAGCUAAACUAUUAACUUGUGUUGACGAAGAGGGGUCUCUAUCGGGUAAUUCAGUCGUUAGCCUUUUCCAGAGCUACAAAAACAAGAAGUUACGUGUAAAUAUCAAUGUGCCGAUGAAACAGGAAAUAAAGUUGGAACAAGAAAGUACACAUAAGCACAUUGAAGAGGACAGGAAAAUGUUGAUCCAGGCCGCUAUUGUGAGAAUAAUGAAAAUGCGCAAAGUGAUGAAACACCAGCAAUUGACGAUGGAGGUCCUAGCGCAGUUGUCAUCGAGAUUCAAGCCCAAGGUCACCGUGAUCAAAAAGUGUAUAGACAUUCUGAUCGAAAAAGAAUAUCUAGAGCGCACCGAGGGACAAAAGGAUUCGUAUAGUUACUUGGCUUGAAUGAGAUGAGAUACCCACUACUACCCUAGUACCCACUCAUUUGAUAUUUCUAUUUACAAACGUUUUGUAUUAUGUUGCAUAUUUUACUAAUAAUUUUUAAUUCUUAAGUGUAAAAUAAAAACUCUUCGAUUAUAAUAUAUUAAUAUAAUUUUUGACCCGAUUGAUCAAUAAAUGUAAUAUGUAGGUGUAUACUCGUAUGUAUAUAUUAUAUUUAUAUAUUAUAUAUAAUGUAUAAUUAAUCGAACCGUCAUGUGAUAUAAAUAUCGACUCUGCAAUAUUACUAAUAUUCGCUACAGGUAAACGCGCCGUGGCGUCAAUUAUAUAUAUAUAUAAUAUUAUUAUAAUAUGUAAAUAUAUUAUAUUGUGUGUAUACAUAUUUAUAAGCAUUUUGUGUACAUGUAGUAGUUGUUGUUUUUUUUUUUUUUUCUCUCUCUCUCUCUCUCUCUAUCUCUCUCCCCUUCACGUGUAUAUUUAUAAACUUUAUAAACUCUGCUAAAAAUAAUAUUAUCAUUAAAUUAAUAUUGUUGUUUGGGAUUUUUUUUUUUUUUUUUUUAAUUUUAUUUCUUUCUUGUUAAAAACGCGAUUUCGUGUGUAAAAUCUACCUCGCCGACUUGCGCGUUACACAACGAUGGUGCGAUCGUCUCCAUUCGGUAGGUACGGUAGUUUUCCCAGGAGAAAGAGCGGCGGCGGCGGCGGCCGGGGGAAAAAAAAAAAAAAUGGUGAAAGUAUUCGGGCGGCGUCUCGCGCGUUUGGUAGUUCCGAAAUACAGACCGGCUUUCGAAUUGUGCAGUUGGCACCGUUCGCGCCGCCGUCCUAUUUUCUAAAAUAAUCGCCGUUUACGUACGUACGUCCGUCCGUCC
Molecule: messenger RNA, 4049 nt
Organism: Cinara cedri
Lineage: Eukaryota; Metazoa; Arthropoda; Insecta; Hemiptera; Aphididae
Source: the annotation of a GenBank genome assembly